This is a messenger RNA of Micromonas commoda, 9244 nucleotides long. RefSeq lists its product with no specific name. The transcript has 2 exons. Bases 1 to 9189 code for a protein of 3062 amino acids. NCBI's taxonomy places the organism in Eukaryota, Viridiplantae, Chlorophyta, Mamiellophyceae, Mamiellales, Mamiellaceae. The record is from RefSeq and is a predicted model, not a curated record.
AUGGGCCGCGCGAUGGGCCGCCGGGGCGCUUCGGCGCCGGCGACCGCGGCGUCGUUCGCGCCGCGGUGGUUCGUCCCGUGGGCGUGGGUCGUAGUGGCGCUCAUGGCGCCGCUCGCGGUGGGAGGGGCGGACCCCGAGUUUACGCUGGCGUAUCCACCGCCGCCGCCGCCCGGGCCGACCGCGCCGUCGUACGUGCCGCGGCAACCUCCGCCUCCGCCGGAGCCGCCGCUCCCCGCGCCCCCACCGCUUCCCCCGGCGCCGCCGCCGCCCCCACCGAACCCGUCGCCGCCGCCGCACCCCUCACCGCCGCCGUCGCCGCCGCCGCCGCCGGAGCCGCCCACCUGGGGCGUCCCGUUCCCGACGCGAGACGCGAACGGCGAUUUCUGCGUCAUGGACUUUGGGGUUCAACCCGAGGGCACCGCCAACGCCAAGUACGGCAGCGUGCGACCGAACGAGUUUCCCACGGCGCAGUUUUUAGACGCCGCAUCGUACGUCCCCGCGCGUACCCUCGCCAACGCGUCCAUCGCUGCCAUCGACGAGACGCAGACGGAUCCCCGGGCCCGGCUCCUCGGCGGGUGCCCGAGCAAGCGAGUCGCGUGCGUGUCGUCGGGGUACGGCGGCAGUUACACGUGGCGCGACACGAUGACGACGGACCAGAACAUCAUCCAGGAGGACCAGCUGCCGGACGUCGAGGUGCUCGCGGCGGUGUUCCCGGCGCAGCCGGAGAGUUCGAGCGGCCCGAGGUCGUGGGGGGGCGACGGGUGGGGGGAGUAUCACCUCGAGACGGAGCUCUCGCAGGGCAUGCUGCUCUUCGACACGGACGUGUAUCGCCUGUCGUUUAAGGACGGGCUGGUGUACCUCGCGGCUGGUACGACGUGUCAGCCCGAGCGACGCGCCCGGCUGGCGUGCCCGGACAAGUACUGGCUCAACGGGACGAUGGUGCCCAACUGGGAGGAGGUGCAGCGGACCAACUUUUCGCUCGUGUUCGACGGGGUACCGCCUGGGGUCGUGAUAGGCGCCUACCCGCCCGGUCGGUGGGCGCACGUCAGGGUGACGAUAUCGCUGCAAACGCCGACGCCGGAGACGGGAGUGAUCGGGAAGAUGUUCGACGUUCGCGCCGAGGUUCACUUCCAGGGUUCACUUCCGGUGGUGGGGUCGACGGUGGCGUACGCUCGACUGACGGACAGGCUCGGACCGGUGCGACUGACCCACCGCGGGGACACGCGGCCGGGGUUCCCUCCUCCGCCCGCGCCGCCGUUCGCGCCGGGGUACAUACACCCGCCGACGCCGCCGUCGCCGCCGACGCCGCCGUCGCCACCGCCGCCGCCGACGCCGCCGACGCCGAUGCCCCCGUAUCCGCCUCCGGGGAGCGCGGGGGGCGCGGACGUCGCGAGGCCGCCGCCGUCGCCGCCGCCGAGCCAACCGUCGCCGCCUCCCGCGCCUCCCGCGCCGCCGUCGCCGCCGUCGCCACCGUCGCCGCCGCCUCCCGCGUGGGAGACGUUCAAGUACCACCCGCCCGCGUGCAUCGACUCCAUCUACCUGUCGUUUGUUCGGAAGGCUUUCAUCACGAAAAAAGUGGACGGAAACUCCACCACGGAGCUGGUGUUUCAGAGAGUGCAGCUCAGCUCUCAGAGGUUCGAGGGCGCCGUGGCCGUCACCGACGCGUCUUUCGAGCUCGGGUACGUGUCCGUGGAGCAGACGAAACGCGUGAGCGCGACGGUUCCUCCGCAAAAGUGCUAUAACCCCUACGUCACCCACACGUGGGAAGUGCUGGAGGCGCCGAGAGCCGUUUCGCCGGUUGGAUACAGAUCCAACCCGUGGGAGCAGGCGUCGGCGGACGAGGAGACGACGGGGGCGGCGGCGGCGACGACGACACGGACGGGGACGGGCGGCGCGCAGCUCGCGCUUCCCCCUCCCCCUCCCGCGCCGCCGUCCCCCGACGAGUCCCUCGCCUCCGACUGGCGAAGGUUCUACGCCAAAAACCAACCGGUGGGUCACGCGUCCAAACUCAGCGUCAUCCCGGACGGCCCGGGAAGGUACGUGUUCAGGGUCACCAGCACCGGGAGCUGCGCCGGACAAGCGUCGGCCGGGACGGUGACGAUGCACGUGGACUGCAACCUCCCGCCCGCGCCGGAAGCGGCGGUGACGCAGGCGGCGGAUGUCGUCGUCGACCUCGAACUGUCACCUCGGUACGCCGCGCCUCCCCCGGCGCCGCCGCCGUUGCCCCCGCCACCGCCGGAGAAUCCCCCGCCGCCCCCGCCGCUCGUCGCCGGAGGUACGCCGGGAGGGACGCCGGGCGGAUCCACCGGCGGAGCGGGGCCGGCGCCGCCCGCGCCGGUCACCGUGUACGCCGCGAUAAAUCCGUACCCUCCCACCAAACCCCUCGCGUCUACGCCCAGGUGUUUCGCAAAGGUCUCGCUCGACGGGGCGGUGUCGAGGGACCCGAACGAGGGCAGGGCGUUCAUCGACGGCGGUACGGGCGGGGACACGUUCACGUACGUCUGGACGCUCGAGAGCACGCCGGGGGCGUCCUUACUGGCGCGUGGCACCUACGGAGACCCGCACGGCAGCUUCACGCAAAAAGACACCGUCGCGACGUUGAGGCCCGAUCGAGAGGGGACGUACGUCGCGGCGCUGACCGUCUACGACGGAUGCGCGGAUCCGGUGAAGAAGACGUUCGAGGUACGCGUCGCGUGGGACGGGACGUGCAUCGAGCGCGCGGUGGCGACGCGGACGGGGUUCAUCGUCCCGCUGGCGAUCCCGCUGGCGUUGGCGCUUAUCGUCUUUAGUGCCAAGUUGCCGCCGCUGCGGUGGACGCACCCUCGGCAGAUUGCGCUGGACGCGCGCGCGGCGGCGGCGGCGCGGCGGAACGCCGAGGAGAAGGCGAAGAUAAUCGCCGAGGCUGUCGUGGACGGGCCGACGCUGCGGGAACGGAACGAUUGGCUGGACGGUGAGCGAAGGCGGCGGAGAAAGAUCCUUCGAGCGACGUGUUACGACGUCUUGCUUCGAGGCGUUCCUCGCCGAGAGGCUCGUCGUUUGGCGGCGCAAGCGCAGCCGCCGACGCCGACCAAACGACCGGCGGGUAUCGGACCACCCGCACGCACCUCCAAAUCGAGCACCGGGCGUACGUCUCAGAUGACGCGGGGAAAGACCAUAUCCGUCACGGACGACGGCGUACCGUCCGCCGGCCCGGUCACCGAGGCUUUCGACUUUUCGUCUCUAUCGCCGCCGAAGUUGUUCGGUAAGGAGCGGGUGCAGCGAGGUGGCACGCAGCAGCAGCAGCAGCAGCAGCAGCAGCAGCAGCAACAACAACAACAACAGCCGCAUAAACGUUUGACCGAGAGGGAGAGGCGCGCGCAGAUGCUCAACCGCGUCGUCGCUUCUCCGAUUGAGCGGGUCGCCGCCGCGUUUACCCUCGCGGGCGAUUACGCUCGGGAGGCUUACGACGCGGCGACGCGCCGGCCGCGGUACGUCUUCUUCCGGUUCAGGUCUCAGCUCGUGACGGGUUGGAUGUACCUCUUCCACGUGCCGGGAGGGUGGCAGGGCGUGCUGCUCAGGGCGCAUCUGGUGCUGGAGAUGCCCGCGCUGGUUUCUCCCUUUAUCCGACCCGGUUCGCCGCCUUUCGCCAGGGACGGGGACCCUUCGACGGAGGGUUUGAUCGACGCGGUCGCGCCGGCCGUGUUUCUCGGCGCGAACAUGACCACGGAGGACACCUAUUUCGCGCUCGCCGUCUUCACCUUGCUGGCGUUCGCGUCCAUCGCGGGUCCGAGCCUCGGGUGGGCGUUGACGAAGCUCGGCGAGCGCUCGUGGGUGGCGGUUUUUGAGAUUGCCAAAAUCGUCGAAUCCGGGGGCUUGGUCCUGCGGGAGAGGGACAAGCGGGACCCGACGCGCCGAGCCGAGAAGGAGGCUUCGAUCGAGAAGCGAAGGAAGGACAGGUUCAGGCAGGCGGGUGCGGCCAUCCCGGAGGAGAUGUGGCGCCGCGCGAGUUACGCGGAUGUGCUCGACGCGUUGGACGAUCAUUUCGAGAUACCCGCGGUUCAACGAAUGCUCCUCGACGACGAGGACGAGGACGACCGCAUGAUUAAAUGGACGCGCCGGGGGUUGCGACGCAGACGCGCCGCGCGGUGGCUGACGUGGUCGGGACGGGUCUGUUCCCUCUGCGGGACCCUCGCCGUCGCGGUGUUUGCCACGCUGGGUUUUCUCCCGGCGACGCACGCGGGACUCAGCACGCUGAUCCCCUCGGCCAACGAUCACGCUCGACCGUGGGUCUACUUCAGCAAGGACCCGAACGUUUUCUACGGCUCCCCCGAGCACGUGCAGCUCGUGGGACUCGGGUGGUUCGUGGUCACCACCUGCUUCGUGUGCGCGCUGUACCGGGCGCGGGUCACCGCGGAAAACGUGGUGUCCUUGAGGCCCCAACCCGCGUUCGAGAUAUUCGCCGCCUGCGCCAAACUGGCCACGGCGUUCGUCAGCGUGUCGUGGGAGGCUCAACUCGGCCGAGAGGCUGUGGCGGCGGCGCGCGAUGCGGUGAUUCGCACAGCGUGGAUGCACGACGGCGCGUUGACGCUCAUAGCGACGUCGCUGUUGGUGACGCACAUGACGACGCAGUCGCUUCGCGGCGACGCCGCCGGUUGGAACCAAUGGCGCGCGGCGUCUUUCGGCGCGGCGGCGUGGGUCGGGACGCUGUGCAUCGCCGCGAAGAUGUUCGGGCACGACCCGGCGUACCUGCCCUUCUUGAACGAACCGUCCGUGCCGGGGGGCGGCGCGCCUACGUCGGCGAACGCCGAAGACGCGUCGUCGGAGAACCUUUGGCGGAUGGUUCUCUCCGUGACGAUAUUCCCGGCGAUGCUCCUCUUCGCCGUUCUUAACCGGAUACUGUACCGGCACGUGUCGCUGGCGGAUGAGGUGGCGAGGCCUCCGAACCCUCUCCUGGACGACGAGGGGCACACGGACGCUGGGCCGAUCGCGGCGGCGAAAAAGGCGAGGAUGGCGGACAGGAAACGCGUCGCCGUCGACGACGGCGCCUGGAAGACAUCCGGAGAUGACCGGAAACAACCCGGACGCGGCGGGUACCACCUCGGCUCUUCAGAGGCGGACGACGAUUUUAACGACGUCGAGACGGGUCGGGCGCGGAACACCGCCGCGGGUUUAGGGAGUGACGAGAGGAACGUCGGUCGGGGGGUGCGGACCGCGGCGGGCCGGCGAGUCCGCCGGCUCCCUCCCCCGACGGCGGCUUCGGACUCCUUUGGGCUCUCUGGACUCCUCUCCGCGACGCUCUCCGCGGUCGGCGCGGUCGCGUCCGUGCUUCGACGCGCGCACGCGGCAUCGCUCGCGCUCGUCCUCGGCACCCCCGCGGAGCGCGGCGCCGCGGCGAGGUCCAAGGCGAUCGCGUUCGCCCGAUCCCGCCACCGCCGCGACCGCGUCGUCGCGUGGCUCUGCGAAUUUCGUAACCUCAACGCGUUCGACAAAUCGUUGGCGGGGCGCGUCGAGGAGGCGAGGAGCGCGGACGCGUCGCACGCCAUCAGAGCCACCGAGGAACUCCUCGCGCUCGCGUACGUCCUGCUCGCCGACGCGGACGUUUGGGUCCGUCUCGGCGGCGAACCGAUGGCUUCGGCGGCGCUGACGUCGCUCGCCACCGCAGCGGGCGCCGCGUGUCGACACGACCCUCGGUUGGCGUGGCGCGCCCUGCCGCUCUUCGCCAGGGCGCUUCGGUCGCCGCACCCGGAAUUACGCGGCGGCGCGGCGCAGGCGCUGUGCGACGAUACCUUCGCGUCGGCGGCGUCGGCGUUGCUCUUUCACCGGCACGACGUGGGUUUGCGAAAGCCGCGGGCGUGGGAUCUCAGGCGGUUCAUCGACGUCACGUUCGAGGACCCGACUUUACUCGCGGCGCAGCACCUGCCGGGCACCGGUCUGACCCGUUACCGGCAGCUCGACAUGGCGUACAGGGCCGAGUGCGUGGUGCCGUGGAGGGUGGUGGUGAGGGCCAAGGCGAGGGCGCUGGUGGAGAUGGAGGGCGCGUCCGUCGGGAGCGGCGAGAGGGACAAAGAGGAGGAGGGAGACUCAAGAAACGACUCAAGAGACGGGGCGCUCGCGCUGCACCUCGCGCUGCGAUCGAUGGAUCCGACGGGCGAGACUCUCGGGUCCACGCCGCUCGCGGCGGUUGGUAAGAGGAUAGUCACGUCGGAAACCGUCUCGGCGACGGCUAUUCGCACGCAGGUGCGCCGCGCCAAGGCUGCGAGAGCCGUCACCAGAAGCGGCGAAGAAAAAAGCGAAAGGCGCGUGAACGCCCGGGACGACAGCGACGACGACGUGGAAGACGACGACAUCGAGCGGAUGAACGAGGACCAGCUCUCCAACUUUAACCCGCUGGUGCUGAUGCGACGCGCGCACGAGGAGGACGAGGCGACGCACCUUCGGACGCCGCUCGAGUCGAAGCUCGCGUCCAUUCGAAGGUUUAAACCGGCGGCGCCCAUCACCGGUACCGAGGACCCGAACGGGCGCAACCUCUGGCACAGGGCGUGCCUGUACUUGGGCGCGUCCGCGGCGAUGCGAAGGAAACGCAGGACGCACGACGCCGAACGGAUCCGACGCGCGAGGGAAGUGUUGGACCUUCUCCUCGACGCCGCGUUGGGGGGACGGGGAGACCAGCUGGGAUCGGCCCGAAUAGCCGGCGACGGAAGGAGGGGCGCCAAACGCUCGGCGUUUUCGCUCGGGGACGCGUGCGAGGUACCCGCGGGCGGCGGCGACGGCGGCGGACAAGGGGACGAUUCGGGCGGACGGGGCGGGGGAGACGAGACGCGACCGGCGGAGCUGCCCGCGCACGGCGCCGCCGCGGCUAUCCACGCCGUUUCAAAAUUUGUCGUCAGGUCGGGCGGCGGCCCCGCGCUGAUUCGCAGCGAGCGACGCCUCGCCGCGGCGCUGCGCGCGAGCGGCGGGCACGAUCGCCCGGCGCAGGUGGUCUCCCGCGCGGGCGGGAUGCUGCACGCCCUCGUGCAGCGGCGGCGCCUGCGCGGGAAGCUCCUUCGGCGGCUCGGUCGCGUGUGCUCGCGCCUCGCAGAGGAAAACGCACAGCCUGUUAACGUCUCUGUCGGGGAAAAGCCGGACACGGAAGUUUUGGCGAUGCGCGCGCUGGACCUGAUGGACCGCGCCGCGCGCGCGUGCAUGAACGACCGCGGCGACGCGUCAGAGGCGGCCGUGACCACCGCGCACGCCUGGCACGUCGCGGGAAACCGCGCAGCCGUCGACGGCGAUUCCAGAAACGACGCCAACCUUUUCGAACUUCCGUUGAAGCUCAAGGCGCGAGCCGCUUGCGACGCGGCGCGCGCGGCGGAUCGCGGGUCCAUCGUCAUCGCCGCGCGAGGCGCGCUCGCGCUGCUCCUCGACUUGACCCCGGCCGUCCGCGUCGCCGCGGCGGCGGCGCUCGGCAAGCUCGGCGCGUUGUUGGUCGCGGGGGAGGCGACGGCGGCGGCGGAGAAAAUCGCGGAAAUCGUCGGCGACGAGGACGAAGACGACGGAUGCGGCCGGGUGCCCGCCGUGCGUUGGAACAGGGAGCCCGACGACUGGGAGACCGGCCGCGGGCCGGGCGAGGACGACAUGGAGGCGGAGGAGGAAUACCGGGGUUCCGAUGGUGGGAAAACGCUCGCAAAAUCCGGCGAGGAGGGGAAGGAGGAGGAGGAUGAGGAAGGGAGCGACGACGAGGACGACGACGCCUCGCACGAGGUGAGCGCGUUAGACGCCGUGGAAAACCUCGACGGCGGCGUGCGAUUGGCGUCCAGGGUGGUCAAAUCGAGCUCCAAGAGUCGCCCGUUCGAUUCCUCGUGGGUGUGCACGGCGCUGGCGAGAUCCGCGGCGAGGGACGAUUCCCAGCACUCGAAAGAAGCCGCCGUGGCCGCCAGAGACGCCAUCUUGGAAUCGAAAGCGUGCGCAAAGUUCGCGUGCGAGCGGUACAAAUACGGCGGCGUCGUCGGCGCCCACGUCGCGGUGUGGGCGGCCCUGAACCCCGACCAGGAGACACCGAAGAUGGUGGACGAGAUCCACGCGGCCAAGACUGAAGCCAUCCUUCGACGCGUCAAGCGCGAAAUCAAGGACAGGAGGGCCAUCAUGCGAAUCGAGGGCGACGCCAAGCUCCCCGACAUCGACGAGGAGGCUGCCGCUCGGCUCGUCGAGGUGUGCACCAACGCCGUGAGGGAGGCGUUGAGCGCGCAUCAACUCACGCACACCUCGGCGAGAAUGGCGGGCGCGCCGGAGGGCGCGGCAAGACGCGAGAGGGUCGUCGCCAGGCAACGAGCCGCGUUGGAGGCGCAGGCGGUUGUCCUGCGAGAGGCUGGGAUGUCGCUCGACGAUCCAAACGCGCUGGAUCUCGCCAGGUCGCUCGGCAUCGUCGUCCCGGAGGAGUUCGACGAGAGGGUGGUGGGACACACUUCGGGGAACACGUUUGAUCCGGCGCCCAAGCCGCCCGGUUGGACGCAGGACGAAAACGCCCCCUCCUCGCGCGGCGGCGUUCCCUCGGGCAAGAUUUCCGCCGAGGACAUGCACCGCGCCCGCGGCCCGGACAAGGAGACGCUCGCCUCGAUCAAGAACAUGCUCCGCCACUCCGUGGCGAGGCAGCACGAGAAGCACGAGACGAGGUCCCGCGCCCGGGUGGCGAACGUGUGGAGGGACGCGAGGCUCCAACGCGAGAAGAAGCUCCUCCGGAGAGGCGAGGAGCUUCCAAAGUAUCCCGGAUACGAACCAGUCCCGGCGGAGAACAUCCCGAGGACGUCGGACCCGACACACCGACCGGUCGACGUCUACCACGGCCUCCGCGAUCCGACCAACCCCCGCGCCGUCGCGGACGACGACCCGAUGCACGAUCGAAAGGUGGCGCCCCCCGGCGGCGACAUCGAGCUCAGCCGACCGUUCGCGUCCCGGCCGAAACUGAUGAGACCCUCCGCUAGGGACGCGUUCAGGCGGGACCCCUUACCCGGGCCGUCCACGCGGGGGAUCCGAGCGCGGGAGGAGGUGAGGGACGCGGAGCGCGCGGCGCGCGGCGAGCGGCGGCUGGAGACGAGCAGGAGGUACUUUGGCACGGAGAGUUUCCGCCGGCCGGAGACUCUGACUCGGAGGGACGCGACCGGACCAGCGGCGACCGACUCGGGAUCCGACGCGAUGGGCGGGGGAACAAACGGGGGCGGAUCGGACGCGUCAUGAAAGUGGCGACGUCCGUCGUCGAAGGCUUGUUAAUGGCGAACGUAACAAUAGUAGC